UAGUCAAAACACCCGCCAGUCGGAACAAGGGAACUAACGCUUAGCCCUGUGUAAGGGGACAUAACCUGUUGCAGUGAGUUGAACAUUGUCUAUGCGUCACUAGACAGUGAUCUAGUUGUUUUAGUUUGUGAAUACCGGAGUUUCUUGUGGGCGUAGAGGCUACGUUUUGUACAAUUUAUAUUCUUUAAAUCCCUGCAUUUAUUUAAUGUUUUUUUCACUGGAUUAAUCGUAAACAAGACACAUUUUAGCGUACCGAGGAAAUCCGAAGCAAACCCUGCUACGUCAAGUCAGAAACACAUGCAGCGAUAGAGUAAAAUACAGCCAUAGCCAACCAUAGCCAGCCAUAGCCAACCACAGCCAACCACAGCCAGCUAUAACCAGCUAUAGCCAGCCAUGUUGAGCCACCACUUCAACAGCAAGUCGGAGAUCGCGUCCUCGUCAGACGGCGUGGAUCUGUACAAGUCUUCCCUGGCAGACGUCGGUGACGUCACCUACGUUUGGAGGGACCAGCCCAAGAGUCUGAGCGAGAUCCUGCAGGAGGAGACGCUGCCCAUCAUCGUCAAGCUGUGUAGCGAGAAUGUAAUUAAAGAAAAGGAAAUACCAGUGGACUUAAAUCAACCUCUGAUACUGUACAAAGACACCAAGGGGAAGAAACUCCACGCGAGAAAUAUACGCGCUAGGACUGCCACAAGGGACACAACCCGGUUUAUUUACGACUUGAUUGGACCCCACGUGACUUUUUCGGAAACGUUUCCAGGUUUUUUCAAAGAACUGGACAGCAAGGACCAUUACCUGGUGGCUGUGACAGACCUCUCGAAUGUCAUGCCAAAGUCAUUUGUCAGUGUGGUAGAAUGUCAGGGGUACCUGUGUAUCAGCCAAUUAGCUGACAACCUGUACCAGAAGACAGUCCUCUCACCCGGGCUGUACCGGCCCAUUGAGAUCCUCCAGUCCAACAUCACCUACACCAACAAGCGCAAGUCCGAGAAGAAGAAACACGUCCACUGCCUCAGCUGCCACGACGAGAGAGGCAAGGUCGUCCUCUUCCCCAUCACCAACAAGGGCGUCUUCUAUCUGGGGGAGCUCAACCCCAACAAACCCCUCGGGGCGUUGAACCCCGCAUGCCGCGUCUACAAAUGGACAGGGUUCGAUCCCCAGCGCCUGAAAGGGCUGAGAGUGAAGAUGAUGCACGGUAAGCCGCCAGUACAGGAGUGCCAGUUCACGGGGUUGCUAGAGUUCUGUAGUGUGGUGGAGGAGCACACAGUCAUCGGCUCCACCAUCUCUUCCACCCCGCGUCUGUUUGAGCUGGCCGUGACGUCAGAGCCGUUCUUCAUCGUGGCCGCCAAUACGAAAGAGUUGCAGAUGGGAAGCGUGCAGCAGAAGUGCCUCAAGUUCGCGAGAAACGAGUGCGACACGUACAUGGAGACGGUCAAAGUGAAGAAGGAUUAUGGGAUAGACCAAGCUGAAGACCCUCCUUUAAACACGGACUAGAAUAGUCUUUUGUUACAUAAUCAGAUGUCAUAUUCGCAUAACUAGGGACCUUGUGUUCACAUUGUAUCUGCUACUAGAUGCAGCAUUUCUACACCACACUGAAAGAUAUAUUUCAGAACUGUUGCUUUCAUCGGCAGAAAACUACAUUCACUGUAAUUUUAUAUUUAUAUAUCUUUGCUUAUACCUCAAUAGUAAACUUGUUUAUCUAGUGAAAAUUGUCUCUGUUACAGUUAGUUACACCAAAUUACAGUUAGUCACACAAAGUUACAGUUAGGUAGUCUAAGUUACAAAUAGCCACACAAAGUUAUAGUUAACCAUUAAAAGAUCCUAGUAUGACCCG
This is a messenger RNA of Physella acuta, 1828 nucleotides long. RefSeq lists its product as uncharacterized. The record is from RefSeq and is a predicted model, not a curated record. Lineage: Eukaryota; Metazoa; Mollusca; Gastropoda; Physidae.